AUGGGCCUAUCGCAAUUCCAUGCAAAGGAAGAACAACAUGAUGGUGGCGCGUACGAUCAAACGCCACUCAAGAUCAACAAAGACUCCAAUUUCAUCACCCGUCUUCCUCCGUCCUCCUCCACCACAUCAUCCACCACCACCUCCGACGGCUUAACAAACAAACCCCAACAACAACAACAACAACCACCACCACGACGACCCGUCAUCAUAUACACGCAUUCUCCCAAAGUGAUCCAUACGCACCCUCGAGAUUUCAUGGCAUUGGUUCAAAAACUCACCGGAUACACCCCACCACCGGAGGACACACAACAGACACAAGAUCGGAGACACCACCGAGGCCAAGGGAACACGGAGGAUAAUGAGUCAACCUCGGUUGUGACGGAGGAACAUGGCAGUAGCGUGAAUGAUAUACCUCAGGUGAAUUCUUGUUUUGUUGAUGGUGGGGUUGGGGUCGGGGUUGCAGCACCACCUUACAGGGCGGCGGGAUUUGAUCCUUACUUUAAUCCUACGCCAGUUUUUUCGGCCAACCCAACGGAUUUCUUCUGUGGAUCGACUCAUCAGCUUCCAUUUUACAAUCCCGACUCGUUAUUUUUGAAUCGGAAUUCCUUAUCGUCGUCAUCUUCAUCAUUGCGUGUUCUCAAAGAAUAUCCAGAUAUUUGA
Molecule: messenger RNA, 660 nt
Organism: Lactuca saligna
Lineage: Eukaryota; Viridiplantae; Streptophyta; Magnoliopsida; Asterales; Asteraceae
Source: the annotation of a GenBank genome assembly